Messenger RNA from Phalacrocorax carbo (great cormorant), 6547 nucleotides. Lineage: Eukaryota; Metazoa; Chordata; Aves; Suliformes; Phalacrocoracidae. The record is from RefSeq and is a predicted model, not a curated record.
CGUUUUCAGUGCUCGCUCUGCAUUUGUUUGUAUCCUCCUCCUCGCCGAGAUUAGAGGAAUACCUGUGUAGUGCUGCUUUUUUAUGAUUUCUGCUGAGCCUCAGAAUAGGUUCUGGUAUUUUUUUUAGGUGGACUGCCAGCUGCCGAUCUCGCUGUUGACGGUAAAAGCAGAUAUGCUCCUUGCUCACUGCCAUUAGCACUGACCAUGACCCUUCACACCAAAACCUCUGGAGUUACCCUGCUGCACCAGAUUCAAGGCACUGAACUGGAGACACUGAGCAGACCUCAGCUGAAGAUUCCCCUGGAAAGAUCGCUCAGCGACAUGUACGUGGAGAGCAGCAAGACAGGAGUUUUUAACUACCCAGAAGGAGCCACUUACGAUUUCGGUACUACGGCUCCAGUGUACAGCUCUACUACUCUCAGUUAUGCCCCUACUUCUGAAUCUUUUGGGUCCAGCAGUCUGGCAGGAUUUCACUCACUGAACAAUGUCCCACCAAGCCCUGUGGUGUUCUUACAAACGGCGCCCCAGCUCUCACCCUUCAUCCAUCAUCCAAGCCAACAGGUACCCUAUUACCUUGAAAACGAACAGGGCAGCUUUGGGAUGAGGGAAGCUGCUCCUCCAGCCUUCUACAGGCCAAGCACUGAUAACAGGCGCCACAGCAUCCGGGAGAGGAUGUCCACUACCAGUGAGAAAGGGAGCUUGUCCAUGGAGUCCACCAAGGAGACCCGGUACUGUGCUGUCUGCAACGACUAUGCUUCAGGCUACCAUUAUGGGGUCUGGUCUUGUGAGGGCUGCAAAGCUUUUUUCAAAAGGAGUAUUCAAGGGCACAAUGACUACAUGUGUCCUGCUACUAACCAGUGCACCAUCGACAAGAACAGAAGAAAGAGUUGCCAGGCUUGCCGACUAAGAAAGUGCUAUGAAGUGGGAAUGAUGAAAGGCGGAAUCCGGAAAGACCGCAGAGGUGGCCGAAUGAUGAAACAAAAACGUCAAAGAGAGGAGCAAGAUUCCAGGAACGGGGAGGCCUCUACGGAGCUGCGAGCUCCCACCCUUUGGACAAAUCCACUGGUGAUUAAACAUAACAAGAAGAACAGUCCGGCCCUGUCCCUGACGGCAGAACAGAUGGUCAGUGCCUUGCUGGAAGCUGAGCCACCCAUAGUUUAUUCUGAAUAUGACCCAAAUAGACCAUUCAACGAAGCCUCUAUGAUGACCCUCUUGACCAACCUUGCAGACAGAGAAUUAGUGCACAUGAUCAACUGGGCAAAGAGAGUUCCAGGAUUUGUGGAUUUAACACUCCAUGAUCAGGUCCAUCUACUGGAAUGUGCCUGGUUAGAGAUACUGAUGAUUGGCUUAGUCUGGCGCUCCAUGGAACACCCAGGAAAGCUUUUAUUUGCACCUAACCUAUUACUGGACAGGAAUCAAGGGAAAUGUGUAGAGGGCAUGGUGGAAAUCUUUGACAUGCUGCUAGCUACUGCUGCUCGGUUUCGCAUGAUGAACCUUCAAGGGGAGGAAUUUGUGUGCCUUAAGUCCAUCAUCCUGCUCAAUUCUGGUGUGUACACUUUUCUUUCCAGCACCUUGAAAUCUCUGGAAGAGAGAGACUAUAUUCACCGUGUUCUGGACAAAAUCACAGACACUCUGAUACACUUAAUGGCUAAGUCGGGUCUUUCUCUGCAGCAGCAACACAGAAGACUGGCUCAGCUCCUCCUCAUCCUCUCUCACAUCAGACACAUGAGCAACAAAGGAAUGGAGCACCUGUACAAUAUGAAGUGUAAAAACGUAGUUCCACUCUAUGAUCUCUUGCUGGAGAUGCUGGACGCUCACCGACUGCAUGCCCCAGCAGCCAGGAGUGCUGCACCGAUGGAAGAGGAGAACCGGAGCCAGCUGACUUCUGCAUCAGCUUCAUCUCAUUCCUUGCAGUCUUUUUACAUAAACAGCAAAGAGGAGGAAUAUGCAGAAUACAAUAUAAACAAAAGUCAGCGUAUAUAAUGGUAUGAGAAACCCAGCAGCAUACUACCUAGCUCAUGCUUCACUUCGUCUGUAGUGACACCUAUGUAAACACUCCAGCAACAAUAGUCACCUGCAUUUUCCAUUUGAGUGUUUGUCAACCGCUUGCCUAAGUUGAUUGCUUAUCCUAAAUGGAAAAUUUCAUUGCUAUGGACAGCCAGCAAGGAUUAUCAGGCUAACUUGAUUGAAAAUUUGCAGUGUUUUUAUUUAAUUUUGCAUGUAAGUUGGGUAAGUCCUAAUCUAAACCAAACAGUCAUUUUACUGUAAAUUAAUAGGCCAUACCUCCCAUGUGUACUGGUGUCUUCAUGAGUGGUAGCCUUUGUUGAUAUCUAACCCAAAUUCUGAGCUCGCUUAAUCCUUUACUUGCUUGAAGCUUUGAAGCAGUUUGGUAAAGAUUAUGGGUGACUUUUUUUGGAGGGUAAAUGGAAAGUUGUUUGGCAUCUUAGUAUGCUACAGUGAAACUGCACUACUAGUGACUGCUGUGGUAGCUUAGAUAGAUUCCUGCCUCUUCCUACAGUAGAAAGAAACCUCUGUCUGAGAAUAAUACUGUUUUUUCUUGAUGACUUACAUCAGCAGACAACUCCUCGAGAUCAUACGGACCAAACUUUUAGGUCCCUUUAUCAUAUCCUUUGGCUGAAUUGCAUUGUGUGCAUCCUUUCUUGUCUGAUCCUACAAAGCUAAAUAGUUCUGUUGCUUGGCAGCAUGUACAUCAAAGGCAACACAGCAAACAGUGGUAGCAUAGAUAAUGACUCUUAAAUCAGACCAGAUGAUUACAAAUACCAUCAGGUCUUUAAAAACAAAAUCUUCACAUGCAUACGUGAUCCAGCACCGCUUUAUUAAAAAAAAAACCUCCCCCACCCUUUGGUUUUUGUGCUACACACCAAGGGGUGAGGAUGCCAGUGCAAGACUGGCACACUGGGGUAGGAUGGUCCGAUCCCACUCAGUAGAGUGUGGCCUAGCUGCGUAUGGGAGGGCUGGUAUCACUGCCAGCACAGCAGGUUUUGCAUUGCCUUUGGCUUUGGCUCUCACUGGGGCAUGCUCAGAAAUCACUGUUAAGAGCCAGCUCACCUGUCGCACAUGAACUGGGCAAUGAGCCUCAGAUAUGGUGAAGACUCUGGGACUGCCUGUCCAGGAAGAUAAGUCUGCCUUUCUCUGUGCAUGUGUGUAACUGGUUUUCAUAAGGAUUAGUCUGACUCUUCAGACCAACUCUAAAUAUACACAAGUUCAAUGACAUCAAGAGUUUCAGGAAGACCCAAAGGAGAGAGACUGAAGAAAGCCAUACUAUGUGCUGUUUGACUGCUUCUACGCUAGAAAAUUAAAUGCAUCAGGGAAUGUUGCUGGGUACCGGAAUGCAAUUAUUACAUAUGCCAGGGAUAUUUUAUUAGUCUAAUGAUAAACUUCACCUGUGCUAUCUGCACUUCCGGUUUACAAGUGCAGUUUGGGAGUUAGCAUGGACCGGGGACUAUUCCAAUAGCUGGGUGGAAGCGACCACCCUGCCAGUACGACAUUUCAUAGCAUGUGCGUAGGCUGCUCCACCGCAGCUGGCCACAGUGCUAGAAAAGGCUUCAGGGAUGCCUUUUUUAUGGCUAUAGUUGAAACCUUUAUGUUAGAUUACAUUGAUCAGAAUAUCUUGUAGUAACUAAAUAUAGGAAAUAGUGUGACUAAUGCCAUACACGAGUGCCUAUGUCUAAUUACUCUUCCUGUUACACAAGCAGAUGCUGUGUGCAGUGAGAUCGAGUGACACAGCAAUCAUGAAGGCAGCAAGGCAUAGGAUGAGUUUGUGCUCCAAGUCAAGGAUUUGAUUCUUUAGUGAAUGUACAUAAUAAUGUCUAUAACAGUUUCAUGUACAUAUCCACGAGGAUACACCCAGUUUAAAAGUCUAAAGCUAGAUGCUACCUACGUUUGAGAAGAUUCCUCAGAAACUGUGCAAGCCUAAACAUGUGAAGCAAUCCCUGUAAGUUAAUAGGCCUUUUAUUGAUGCAUAUUAGAGUGUAACUUUUUUUCUGAAUGUGCUGAAGAAUUUGCCUUUUUCUGUGUUCAGUAAGAGUGUGUGUGUGUGUGUGUGUGUGUGUGUGUGUGUGUGUGUGCGCGUGCGUGCGCGCGCAAAUUUGGUACCUAAGGGCUUUUGGAGGGCUCCUAAAUGCCUUGAAAGAAAAUGCACAUUUUGUUUCGUUUAGUAGCUGGUUUUCAAAUGUGUUAGAAAAAUCAUGAAUUCCCUGAAGUGAGCAGAGGCUAAGAUCUGAAUGGAGCACAGGAAUCCCUGUAGUUACACUUAAUGUGCUUACACCAUCAUCAUUCAUUUGUAGCCCAGUGUGCAUUAGAGCUGCUCUUGAAAUACUGUUCGUGCAACUUGGUGUUCUCUGCGACAGAACACACAGAUCAAGUUCAUAAGCUCAAGGCAAAUUGGUUUAGAUGAAUGCCUCCCUUCCUACAGCCUAGAACAAUUCAUUACAUUGAUUCAAGUGUAAAUCUGGCCUAGAGGAAAAGAAAGUAGUUCAUGGAGAGCUAUUCACAACAGAGGGUCAGAUUCUGAUGGUACUGGCAUAGGGCAAGUACCACUAAUUUCCUGGUGAAGCUGGACAGGCAUCAUUUGAAGUGGUAUGCAGCAGACAGAAGGGUAUAGUAAUGUGUCUUGGAACAUAAGGAAUAAUCAGUCAGCUCACAAGCUUAAUUAUGAAUGCUUUCCUAGGCUCAGCCUCUGCAAGGAAGUAAUUUAGAUUCAGCCAGACCUCCUAUGUUUGUGGUGACAACAGUGAAGGGCACCCAAGAAAGAAAAAAAGUGGUUCCCAGUAAUACAUUGAUUUACCUUGGGGCAGUUUCAGGAUCUGUGUCAUUAACUUCUUAAUGAGAUUUUAACUGAAGCAGCACCUUAAUGAAUAUAGUAACCUUCCCAUAGUUAUCUAUGAAGAUGAUUGUCCACAUAUCAGACAGCAGAGUAUAGGUAUUCAAUUGAUUGAACAAAGUCUACGAUACAAAAAUGGGAACUUUUUCAUAUGUAAUUCUGAAUUAUGCUCUCAUGUAUGCAAAAAAUUGUGCCUGACAUUUGGUAAUUGUUAUUUCACAAGAUGCUAUUUUAUGUGUGUGUAUAUUUAUACAUAUAUACUUUAUAUUUGCAGCUGACAAACCAGUACUACCUGAAUACCUGGUGCUGGAUAUUGAAUGAAAAUAUAUAGCAUGUAAAAAAAAAAAUUAAAAGAAAACUAUUCAAGGCAGCUAAUUAUGCUUUUACCAAAACAUUCAUAGUGAUGUCUCUGGACAGCUGAUGAGUGAACUAUUUUAUAAUGUUUAUACGUGGAUUUUUAAAAAAAAAUAUCAAAAACCCAAAAAAACCCCUAGAAACAUAGACAAUGUAAUACCAGCACAAGCCAAACAGAAAUAGACCAGGUGAACUUGGUUUGUCUGGGAAUAGGGUUGUUACUGAACUAUUACAAAAAGCUUGGGAGGCAGGAGAGGAGAUAAGGUGAUGUGUAGCACUUUGUGGUGUCUGAGUUUUGAACAAUAUGUGAAAGCUACUCUGGUUUGUAGUGGUUCAAGCCAUGUCUCGAUGUUGCAGACUUUGUCUCAGGUAAAACUCCCAGUUGGGGCAGUAGAAUUUGUACUGGGGCAAAAUAAUUUAAUGAGAGUUUCUUGGUGUGUGUUUGUGGUAAAUUUACUAUUACGUUUCAGUGACACCUUUCGGUGAUUUUUCUCCUUCAGUACACUGAGGGGUUUAAUAAUUUAAAAAUAUGAUUAAAGAAAUAAUCUGAACUGAGCCCCCGAGGACAUUGCAAGGACUGUCAGCAGGUCACUGGACUUUAAAUUGAAAAAAAAAGAAAACCCAAACCAACUCUUUCAUCCAAGCCAGGGUUUGUAUCGGAGCCUCCAUCUAUUCCAACUGAUGUCAACCGAUUCCUUAAGAGUUGUGCCAAAUGUUUAAAAAGUACCAGCAAUGUAAAAAUUCUGCCUCAUUAGGGUCUCAGUCUUAUCACAGGCUUUGGUAGGAACACAGCAAGCCUCUCUUGUGUACAUAAUAUAUACACUCUUGUGUAUAAUAAAAAAAAUCUAAAAAAAAAAGUAUUUUGCCUUCAAAUGUGCCUAAAGAAACAAACAAAAAAUUUUUAAAAAUGUAGAUGCUGCCAUCUUGCAAAUUAGUAUGCUCUGUACUCCUGUGUGCCUAUAAUUAGAAGUCUGUUUCUUCAGAAAGUGCCCAUUGGAAAAUGAAGGGAUAGACUGCUGGUCACAAGACUUGCAUUAACAAGUCACUUUAUGUAUCACCUUAUUGUAUAUACUAUAAAACUAAUGCUUUUAUGUGCACUAUAUGUAGUCUUUCAGUGGAAAGUCCUUUCUUUGGUAUAGGCUCAGCUGCCACAAUGUAUUUGUUGAAGUAUUCUGUUCUUUCACUGAUGCAUAUAAAAUUAUUGAUGUCUCUGUGUUUUGGUGAGUUUUUUUCUUUGUUUUGCACCUAAAAAAGUUCUAAAAAAGUCUAAAUGAAAAAUGCGGUAGGCUACCUGAUUGGUGCAAGAUUUUUAUCAAUGGAUAUGAUGUUGAAAAUAAAGAAUUAACCAGA